Molecule: messenger RNA, 441 nt
Organism: Penicillium waksmanii
Lineage: Eukaryota; Fungi; Ascomycota; Eurotiomycetes; Eurotiales; Aspergillaceae
Exons: 2
Coding region: 1-441 (146 amino acids)
Source: RefSeq, a predicted model, not a curated record
AUGAAGGCCGCAACCAUUUCCUCCCUUUUUUUUGCAGUCACCGGUGCCCUCGCUGUGCCUACCAAGCGGGCCGGCCAAGCUGUCACCAUCACUGGUCUUAGGGCCACUAUCUCCGACCAGGAGGGCACCGUCCAGUUCUCUCUAUGGGAUCCAAACUACUCCGACAGCACUAGCGCAAGCCUGACUUGGGAUCGUCCCGGACAGCCACCCGCCGAUACCUGGUCAGCCGAUCACAACUAUGUUGUUGAGUUCCCCAACGGUGUGAACUAUGCGAAGCCGGAGUGGUUGAGCUUUCGUAUCAAGCGUACAGGGGGUGGAGAAAUUAUUGAGGUGGCUUUGGGUUCUAAUGCUGAUGCUUCCCAGUGGGGAUGUCAUAAGGAAGAGGGAAUGCAGGUGUGCAUUUUUACCGGUGAUCUCAUCGUCACCCCUUACUCUUCUUAG